Molecule: messenger RNA, 562 nt
Organism: Drosophila navojoa
Lineage: Eukaryota; Metazoa; Arthropoda; Insecta; Diptera; Drosophilidae
Gene: LUBEL
Product: Linear Ubiquitin E3 ligase
Biological process (GO): protein linear polyubiquitination
Cellular component (GO): LUBAC complex
Molecular function (GO): K63-linked polyubiquitin modification-dependent protein binding; K48-linked polyubiquitin modification-dependent protein binding; zinc ion binding
Source: RefSeq, a predicted model, not a curated record
GCAGCACCUACUCCGAGCGAGCUUAAGUCCAAGGAAACUGCAAUAGCAGUUGAGACACAAGCUAAGCAUGAAGACAAGCCCAGCACUAGCCGAGAGGCGUAUAAAAGAAAUAAACGAUCUCAGCUACCGAAAAGGGGCAGAGCACGAGAUCAAAGUCAAAGACCAACAAAUAGGAAUAGGUUGCCAAAUAAUGUAGAGAAAGUUGAGAAGCAAAGCGAAGCAAAGGUGCAGAAGGAUCAGACACAGGAUGCUGUUAAAACAACAAAUGAAAUAGUCCCAGAGUCUAAAAUUGCCGUAGUUGAAGAAGAGGAGCAAAAUAAAUCUAUUGAAGAGGGAGCUGACACAGAAGCUAUAAAAACUGAGCAAGCUGAAGUCAAAUCAGAACCAACAACGGAAGCACAGACGGAAAUUGCUGUGAUUAUAGAAGCUGAAGAUCAAGAAGAAGACAAAACAGUUGCACAGCCUGAAGUUACACAAGCGGAAGUUGUGCGAGCAGAAGUUACACAGGCUGAAGUUCCAGCUGAGCCUCAAGCAGGAGCUUUAAUUGUACCACAGUCGGUUG